Molecule: messenger RNA, 1750 nt
Organism: Gambusia affinis (western mosquitofish)
Lineage: Eukaryota; Metazoa; Chordata; Actinopteri; Cyprinodontiformes; Poeciliidae
Product: tyrosine kinase receptor Cad96Ca
Exons: 12
Coding region: 240-1523 (427 amino acids)
Biological process (GO): multicellular organism development; positive regulation of kinase activity; cell surface receptor protein tyrosine kinase signaling pathway
Cellular component (GO): signaling receptor complex
Molecular function (GO): transmembrane receptor protein tyrosine kinase activity; ATP binding
Source: RefSeq, a predicted model, not a curated record
CACAAGCGAGCUGCGCUCCGUCUGGUAACAUUACAGAUAGGUCAGAGGAUCACACUGAACCCUGACAAGUUUGACGUUGUGUUUAUAAGCUGCUCAGAACAGUGAAGAAUUACAGCUGGUUUGGAUCCUUCGACUCUCUACUGUUCUUGUCUUUAGAACAACCAGAGGUUUUCACCCCUUUUCCAGGCCAAAGUGAUGUUCUUCUGUUCACACUUCUCCACUUUGGGCUCCUGGGGAAGAUGACGCAGAGCAUGAUGAAUCUUGCCUUUCAUAUGUGUCCAGCGUUCUACGUCGUCCUUGGAGUUCUUUGCUUCAUCCUGCUGCUGUUCAUUGUGCUUGGCGCCGUGUUUCUAAUAAAGUACCGUGCCAUGGUUCGAACCGUCCGAAUGCAGCAGGGCAGCAAGUUUAUUCUGAGACAUUUGCCUCAGUUAGAGACCGCCGUUGUGGCACCCACAGUCCAGUCAGUGGAGAAUGACGAGGGCGAGCCACUUCCUCCAGAAACUCCUAUACGGAUAACCAAUGUCCGGUUGUCUUCCAAGAGGCUGUGGAAAGGCCUGCAGCAGGAACCUCGUUUCACCAAGUCAGACCUGAAUCUGCUGCAGCUGAUCAAAGCAGGGAAGGAGGGAGUUUUCUACCAGGCCAGGAUGAGCAGAGGGACGUGUAAAGGUCACAGCAUGUUCACCUGCAAGAUCAGCAAAGAAGGUGUGCGUCCCAAACAUGUGGACAUGGAGAUUUGCAUCAUGAGGAAACUGGUUCAGCAUAAAAACAUCCUCCAGCUACUGGACUGGAACACGAGUGAACAGCCCUGUAUUCUGAUCAUGGAGUAUGUUAGUUAUGGCACACUGAGGACCUUCCUCCAGACCAACAGGGUCCACCUCAGUGCAGACCCGGAGCUGCAGAGUCUCCUCACCAUUGCUUCCUACCACAUCGCCCUGGCGAUGCAGCACCUGAGCUCCAAAAUGAUCAUUCACUGUGACUUAGCUCUGAGGAAUAUUAUGGUCAAUAAGUUUCCUUGGGAGGUGAAAUUAGCAGAGUUUGGUCUGGCCCGGGACCUGAGCCGCAUGGUGAGCCGCCGCAGCAGCCGUUGGAGGAGUCCACGACCCCGCGUGCCGCUGCGCUGGUACCCCCCUGAGUACUUCAAGAACAACUACUACAGCUUCAAAGGAGAUGUAUGGGCGUUUGGCAUUGUGCUGUGGGAGAUGCAGACAUUUGGUACAUUACCAUACCCCAACCUGGAGACAUCAGAGGAAGUGGUGUUCCACAUCUGCAUGGGUCAUAAGAACACAAACCCUGAAGGAUGCAGACCAGAAAUGCUUCACAUCAUGCGAGACUGCUGGCAGGAGCCCUACACCCUGAGGCCCGCCUUCACGGACAUCGUAUCCAUGCUGGAGAACAUCAUAGAGGCUGAUGCAGAUUAUGUGGAUGUGGAGAGUCCGCAGAAUUUGGCUAAAGAUCGAGCAGAAUAUCAUGAAGAGCAAAGACAGCGAGGGAGUGUCGUCUUGAAAGAAGAACAUCAUGUUUGACUAUUUAUGAAGGCUAUGUUAAUACAAAUAAUUUAAAUCAGGAACUAUUCGAUUAUUAUGUUUUAUAUGCGUUUCUUUGUGCAUAAGCAUUUAAAAUGCGGUUUGACACAGGAGUGGAAAAUAGAGGGAUAAAGUCAAAGAUUUUAGUUUCGCCUUUCUGUUGGAUCUUAUUUUACUGGGUCUUAUGUUAAUUUUUAAAACAUGUAUUAUACUUGUCAUUUUGCCAU